Durusdinium trenchii is the source of this 1419-nucleotide messenger RNA. NCBI's taxonomy places the organism in Eukaryota, Dinophyceae, Suessiales, Symbiodiniaceae. The record is from the annotation of a GenBank genome assembly.
AUGCACAGCUACACCACCACCACCACGACGGAUGGCCUCGAGGUGGAGGAUUCCCGGGCCAUGCUCCGAGUGGCUUCGAAGUUCCGUGCGCAGCUGGCGCGCGUGCGGAACGCCCAGGCCCAGGCGGCCGCGGUGGAGGCGUCUCCAGGCGAAAGCGAAGGAAGGCCGACCGCCUCCACGGUCGCCCCGGGCUCCUCGCGCAGCACGACCGAGCUGAAUGGAGCACCAGCGUCCCCUAGGGGCUCCGUGGGUGCCAAGAUACUGGAUCACGACCACGUGGUUUGCCUGGGCGACACCAACUCGCGGCUCCAUUGGCCUGGCCACCUGGGUGGAAUGCCCCUGCAACAGGCCCGGCAGAAGGUGCAGCAGAGGCGCUUCGGCGAACUCUUGGCCCUGGACCAGUUGGCCUUGAUGCGGCGGGACCGGAUGGCGUUCCAUGAUUUCGAGGAGCAUCCCAUCUAUUUCUUACCGUCCUACAAGUGGCAACCAGAGACUGAUGCCUAUGAUAUGCGCUCCCAGAAGCACGAAGCACCUCAUCAUCCACCAAAGCGGGGCCAGUCAGCACAAGCACAGGAGACCGCACUACCCGAGGACCAUGCUGUCUCCAAAGCCGGACUGAGCGCUUUGAGGUUUCGAAAGUUGCAACCGAGGGAGGACGAGGUCCUCGCCGCGCUGGCGGAGCAGCGCGCGGCGCCGGCGCCGGCGCCAGCAGCAGGUGGAGUGCCAAAGGAGGUCUGGAUGGGCUAUCACCGGCUCUUCGCGCGCGACUAUUUCGAACGCUGGGGUCAUUGGUCCACCGGCGGCCCACAGAAGUUGCCAGGUGCCGCUGGCGCGCCCUCGCCCGCGCCAGCCUGGACGGAUCGGAUUCUGUUCCGCUCCAAGACCAGUCCGGGGAUCAUGGUGGCGCAGUAUAACAUGCAUCAUAACCUCAAGCAGUCCGAUCAUCGCGUGAUCUUCGCCUCGCUGCGCUGCAGCUGCGACGAGCAGAUCGCAGGCCGUCGGCGGCAACGACCCACGGCUUUUGGAGAGGCAACUACCCUGGCGGUGGAGCCCAAAGAGAUCUCCUUCAAGGGUGCCAAGCCGGACGUGGCCAUGCAGCAUACCGUGCAGCUCUCGAUGGCUUGCGCGAGCGGCUUGCUGCGGCAGCGCUACGAGGUCUUCUUUGAAACACCCGGUGGCUUUGCCUGGCCACUAGCAGGAUGGAAUGCCACGUGGUGGGGCUACUGGGUGGUCUGCAUCACCGUGGAGGACUCUGUCUUGGCGAUUCGCGACGUGGACGAGAAGGGCGAAGAGACCGACUUCGAGCGCCGCCCGGUGGACACCCGAAGCGUGGAGAUCGCCGGUUACUUCAAGUAUAAGGACGACGAUGACAACCAAUGGGCCUCUGUGACUGCAGCGAGGGAGAAGAAGAAUCGUUGA